Messenger RNA from Quercus lobata, 2511 nucleotides. RefSeq names its product myosin heavy chain-like protein (gene MEE13). NCBI's taxonomy places the organism in Eukaryota, Viridiplantae, Streptophyta, Magnoliopsida, Fagales, Fagaceae. The coding region runs from base 133 to 2100 and encodes 655 amino acids. The transcript has 18 exons. The record is from RefSeq and is a predicted model, not a curated record.
GAAAAAAGAAAAAUAUCGAGGUUCAUUUCUUGCAGAGACAUGAGACAGAGAGAGAAGCAAAACCAAACCAAAUUCUCGUUCGAUCUUUGACCCCUCUAGUUCGAUCUCUCUCUCCUUUCUAUUCUUUCAGACAUGGAUGAGAGUUUAAAUGAUAGUGAAUCCUCGGUGACUCGCAUCCAACAGUUGGAACAUGAGCGUGAUGAAUUGCGCAAAGAUAUUGAACAAUUGUGUAUGCAACAAGCUGGACCAAGCUACCUUGCUGUGGCUACUCGAAUGCAUUUUCAAAGGACAGCUGGCUUGGAGCAGGAGAUUGAGAACUUGAAGAAGAAGCUAACUGCUUGCACAAGAGAGAAUAUAAAUCUUCAAGAGCAACUUUCAGAGGCUUACCGAAUCAAAAGCCAACUUGCAGAUCUGCAUGGUAUAGAGGUCUCAAAGAAUAUGGAAGCUGAGAAGCAGCUUAAAUUUUUCCAAGGCUGCGUAGCAGCUGCUUUUGCUGAAAGAGACAAUUCAAUAAUGGAGGCUGAGAAGGCUAAGGAGAAGGAGGACAUUAUGACGCAGAAAUUGAACAAUAUCCAGAAGAGGCUAGAGGAGCUCACAUCAGAUUGUCUAGAACAGAAGAAAUUUAGUGAUAUGUUGCGUAUUGAUCUAGCAAAGCAAGAAGAUCAAAAUAAGACUUUCAAGAAGGUUAUUGAUAAGUUUUUUGAGAUUAGGCAACAGUCUCCAAAAGGAUUUGAAGGUACAACUUGGGAUGAUAAAUGUGCUUGUCUUUUGCAUGAUCCUCAAGAAAUGUGGAGUUUUAAUGAUACUUCCACUUCUAAAUACAUUAGUGCAUUAGAAGAAGAGCUGGAGAUGACAAGGAAAUCCAUGGAUAAUCUUCGAAAUAAGCUGCGGGUGGGGUUGGAAAUUGAAAAUCAUCUAAAGGCCAAAGUUCGUGAUUUUGAAAAGAAGAAUAUAUGUUCAACCAAAAUGAUUAAGGAUGGAAUAGCAGAGUUGCAUCAAUACCAUUAUCAGCAUAGAGUUCAAGUCAUGAAUUUGCUUGAUGACGGGAAAUCUUAUAUGAAGUCAAUAGUUGACAUGAUAGAGAAGAAUAUUAGGCAGUUUGAAGUGAGCAGAGUACAAAGUUUGGGAUCUCCUCGAGGAGAAGAAAAACCAGAAGAAUAUGAAUGUCGAGAUGUACAUAUGGCCACUGUUGUAGAAUCUGACUUGUUACCUAAGAGGAGUUGUCCCGGCUUACCAGACAUUAUGGCUGAAGCAAAAGGCAAUGCUUCCAAAGCCCUUGCACAGGCAUUGCAAGAGAAGGUUGCAGCAUUGUUGCUUUUAUCACAGCAGGAAGAAAGACAUUUACUGGAGAGAAAUGUGAAUGCAGCUCUUCAAAGGAAAAUGGAGGAACUCCAGAGAAACUUAUUACAGGUUACCAAUGAAAAGGUGAAAGCUCUCAUGGAGUUGGCACAAAUAAAGCAGGAAUAUCAACUACUUCAGGACAGGAAAAGUGGUCAGGAGAUUAAACAAGGAAAAGGUUUGGCUGAUAUUGUUGGAAAAAAACUUGUUCCUUAUGACAGAGAUGGAAAGUUAACAAACUUGCUGAAGAGAACGUAUCUGAGACGUUGGAUUGGUACACUAGAUGGUAGUGGGAGCGAAGCUGAAGUUUACCAUAAUAAUGAGGGGAAACUCUUCAGCAGAAGGUCCAAUAGCAUGGACUUUGCCAGAAUGAAGAUUGAACAUGCAACUCUUAAGGAAAGCAUGGAAAGUAUGGAGCAUCUCACAUCUUCAAUUCAUAGGCUUCGUCUCUCGCUUAUGAAGGCCAAAGAAUCAGGGACUUCCGAAGGUACAGUCACUAGCAUUUCAGAAGCUCUUGAUGAUAUUAUAUGCGAGGCAAAACUUGUCAAGACUGCCCUUGGCAGCUCCCUGCCUGUUAGUUGGUCAGCUGAGGCUGAUGUUGAUUCCAUUGAUGAAAGCAUAAGCAAUAAUCUCAAAGAUUUUUAUGAGGACUCCAUCAAUGAGAAGAUAGAUGCCGUGUCUGCUGCAGGAUUUGAGAUGGUGGAGCUUCUCAUACUUGCAGCUCAGAUAUUGAAGGACAGCUCAAUGAGAAGUGGUUCAUGAGAUGGAAGUUGAGUUCUGAUAAUGUUUGGUCUUGGUUCCUGGUGACUUUUGGUGCAGUGUAAAUGGUUAAUAUUGGUCCCGUAAAGGCAAGGCUAUGAGGAGGUGGAUAAAAUGAAAGAUUAUUUUGGUGGGAUGGGGGGAGAAACUGAUAUAUGCGCUGUAUGAGAAGGGAAAAAUAUGAAUAUAUGUGCAGUAAAAUGGGGGCAGAAGCAUGUGUAGUAUCUUGUCAUUGCACAUUCAUGUAUUGUUAUCCUGGUGUCUUGGGUGGAUGUUGGGGAAGUUCAAUCCCUUGGGACUUACAUGGGGUGAUUAGUUGCCCAGGUAAUGUAUUGUAAAUUUGUAAUAUUGUAAAUGGGUUGACAUUAAAAUUCGAAUUCAAAAGUGGUUAUACUGAUAGAUCACCUUCAUUCA